Molecule: messenger RNA, 5050 nt
Organism: Manis pentadactyla (Chinese pangolin)
Lineage: Eukaryota; Metazoa; Chordata; Mammalia; Pholidota; Manidae
Gene: RPS6KA5
Product: ribosomal protein S6 kinase A5
Exons: 17
Coding region: 1033-3432 (799 amino acids)
Biological process (GO): protein phosphorylation; regulation of DNA-templated transcription; intracellular signal transduction
Molecular function (GO): ATP binding; protein serine/threonine kinase activity; magnesium ion binding
Source: RefSeq, a predicted model, not a curated record
UCCUGUGUAUAUACACAGAUUGCUUCUCACGUUUUGUUGAAAGCUGCUUAGAGGCAGCGAUUGUAUUCUAGUUUACUAAUCUUUGUAUCCUUUUGGUGCCUAGGAUGUGUCUUGCACAAAAUGGAAAUGUCUGUUAUAUGCAAAAGGCCUUACUGAGAGCUGGGAAUAUGAAUUUUUGCAGUGUCCAAGUACUGCCUGUAUUUAAACACAAACUCCAUUUAACUUGUUUAAGGCUCAUCAGGGUAACAUCUUUACUAGACCCGUUGUCUUCCAGUUCGUUACACACCCGCGGAUCGCAGUCUGGGACCCUCGGUUUUUCUACAAACACGUGCGUCAGAAGCGCUUCCUCCCAGGCCCCUCCUCUGUCCAUGUUGAUUGGCGGACAAAACGUUCCAAUCAUCCCUCCCCGCCUCUUUCAGCAGUAGCCAAUCACAGACCCCAAGCACCUCCUGACUACUAGACACUGUUUACUAACAGAUCCAAGCUGGGGAAUAAGGGGUGUGACCAUUCUGGGGAGGUCAGGGAGAGGAAGGUCCUAACUGCGCAUGCGCACCGGGGAAAUGGGCGGGGAAAAACCUCGGGUUUUACCAAUCGGGGCUCUCCUGCUCCGCCCUCUCUUUCCUCCCCGCCAAGCAACAACAAUUUGAGGAGCGGGGCGGGGCGGCUCUUGAGGCAUCAUGGAGGAUUGCCCAAUGGGAGCCGGCAGUCGCAGAUGCGCGCGCCCUGUGCCCAAUAAGUGGUGGUGGCUCCAAUGGCUCCUCUACCUUGCUGGCUGUGGGCGGAGCAGCUUGAAGGAGGAGGCGGUGGAGCAGGGGGGCGGUUUGGUUGCGCGGUACUAGCGGUGCCCGCCGAAGGGGGAGGAGGCGGAGAAGCGAGCCGAGCGGCCAGAGCGGGAAAGAGACUCGUUUCUGCGUCCGAGUUCUGGGGCCGCCGCACCCGGCUCCUGGGGCUGCAGCGGGAACGGUGAGGGGCCGGGGGUCCGUCGUCUCCCGGAUCUCCUCGUAGGACCCAGCGGCUCGGAAAAGGGAGAAGAUGGAGGAGGAGGGCGGCAGCGGCGGCGGUGCCGCGGGGACCAGCGGGGACGGCGGCGCCGUGGGAGAGCAGCUCCUCACUGUCAAGCACGAGCUGCGGACUGCUAAUUUAACAGGACAUGCAGAGAAGGUGGGAAUUGAAAAUUUUGAGCUUCUGAAGGUCCUAGGAACUGGAGCUUAUGGAAAAGUAUUUCUAGUUCGUAAAAUAAGUGGCCAUGAUACUGGAAAGCUGUAUGCCAUGAAAGUUUUGAAAAAGGCAACAAUCGUUCAAAAGGCCAAAACUACAGAACAUACAAGGACAGAGCGACAAGUUCUGGAGCACAUUCGGCAGUCGCCAUUUUUGGUGACAUUGCACUAUGCCUUCCAGACAGAAACCAAACUUCAUCUCAUUUUAGAUUACAUAAACGGUGGAGAACUUUUUACUCAUCUUUCUCAAAGAGAGCGCUUCACGGAGCACGAGGUGCAGAUCUAUGUUGGGGAGAUUGUGCUCGCCCUCGAACAUCUCCACAAGCUGGGGAUUAUAUACCGUGACAUUAAGCUUGAGAAUAUUCUACUUGAUUCUAAUGGCCAUGUGGUGCUGACAGAUUUUGGUCUGAGUAAGGAGUUUGUGUCUGAUGAAGAUGAAAGAGCAUAUUCCUUUUGUGGAACUAUUGAAUACAUGGCACCAGAUAUUGUCAGAGGGGGAGAUUCUGGACAUGACAAGGCAGUUGAUUGGUGGAGUUUAGGUGUUCUAAUGUAUGAAUUACUAACUGGAGCAUCUCCUUUCACUGUUGAUGGAGAGAAGAACUCCCAAGCUGAGAUAUCUAGGAGAAUAUUAAAAAGUGAGCCUCCAUAUCCUCAAGAAAUGAGUGCUUUAACUAAAGACCUAAUUCAGCGGCUUUUGAUGAAAGAUCCCAAGAAAAGAUUGGGAUGUGGUCCCCGAGAUGCGGAUGAAAUCAAAGAACAUCUCUUUUUUCAGAAAAUAAAUUGGGAUGACUUAGCUGCCAAAAAAGUGGCUGCACCCUUUAAGCCAGUCAUCCGAGAUGAAUUAGAUGUGAGUAACUUUGCAGAAGAGUUCACGGAGAUGGACCCCACCUAUUCUCCAGCCGCGCUGCCACCGAGCUCAGAGAGGCUGUUCCAGGGCUAUUCCUUUGUUGCUCCUUCUAUUCUGUUCAAGCGUAAUGCAGCCGUCAUAGACCCUUUGCAGUUCCACAUGGGGGCUGACCGUCCUGGAGUGACAAAUGUUGCCAGGAGUGCAAUGAUGAAGGAUUCUCCAUUCUAUCAACACUACGAUCUAGAUCUGAAGGACAAACCACUGGGAGAAGGAAGCUUUUCAAUUUGUCGGAAGUGCAUACACAAAAAAAGUAACCAAGCAUUUGCAGUCAAAAUAAUCAGCAACAGGAUGGAAGCCAACACUCAGAAAGAAAUAACAGCUCUGAAACUCUGUGAAGGACACCCCAAUAUCGUGAAAUUGCAUGAAGUUUUUCAUGACCAGCUUCACACGUUUCUAGUGAUGGAACUUCUGAACGGGGGAGAGCUGUUUGAGCGCAUCAAGAAAAAGAAACAUUUCAGUGAGACGGAAGCCAGCUACAUCAUGCGGAAGCUUGUUUCAGCUGUAAGCCACAUGCACGAUGUUGGAGUGGUGCACAGAGAUUUGAAACCUGAGAAUUUAUUAUUUACUGAUGAAAACGACAAUUUGGAAAUCAAAGUUAUUGAUUUCGGCUUUGCACGCUUAAAACCGCCUGAUAAUCAGCCUCUCAAGACCCCGUGCUUCACUCUUCAUUACGCGGCCCCGGAGCUCUUGAAUCAUAAUGGUUACGACGAGUCCUGUGACCUCUGGAGCUUGGGCGUCAUUUUGUAUACAAUGCUGUCAGGGCAAGUCCCGUUCCAGUCGCACAACAGAAGUUUGACGUGUACCAGUGCAGUGGAAAUCAUGAAGAAAAUUAAAAAGGGAGACUUCUCCUUUGAAGGAGAAGCCUGGAAGAAUGUAUCCCAGGAGGCUAAAGAUUUGAUCCAAGGACUUCUCACAGUCGAUCCAAAUAAAAGGCUUAAAAUGUCAGAUUUGAGAUACAAUGAAUGGCUUCAAGAUGGCAGCCAGCUGUCCUCCAAUCCUCUGAUGACUCCAGACAUCCUCGGGUCUUCAGGGGCUGCUGUGCAUACCUGUGUGAAAGCCACCUUCCACGCCUUCAACAAGUACAAGAGAGAAGGGUUUUGCCUUCAGAAUGUCGAUAAGGCUCCUUUGGCGAAGAGAAGGAAAAUGAAAAAAACUAGCACCAGUACGGAGACACGCAGCAGCUCGAGCGAAAGUUCUCAUUCUUCUUCCUCUCAUUCUCACGGUAAAACCACACCUACAAAGACGCUGCAGCCCAGCAACCCUGCUGAGGGCAGUAACCCAGAGGCCCUCUUCCAGUUCUCAGACUGAGUGACGUGCCAGUGGUGGGAACGGAACUGAUGGUCUUUGCACCUUUACUCCCUCAGCAUGUGCCUGAGGCCAGGUUUUGUGCUUUUAAAAAUGUGUCCCGUGGUCUCAUUGGAAUCUGCCUCUUAGGGAAUUUUUUUCAGGAAGAGCCAAGUGGUUAUCCUUGUCCAAAAGCACUGGACAGAGAGUGUUACUGUGAACAGAGCACCUGUUAUAUUGUUUUAGCGACCUAGCACGUCGCUGAGAGGACUGUUCUUGAAAGAGCAAAGGUGUCUGUAAACCUUAUUAGGGACUGGUUAUAUCUGAGCUGCUUACGAAAUGAGUCACACGUUUCUCAGACAUCUGCCAGCAAGAGUCACUUGUACUGUGAUGAUGAUACCUUAGUCUCACAUUGUGGAUAAAGUGGGUUUUUAAGAGAUUUGUGCCCUUGGAAAGCGAUUUAUCAGAGAAAAAGGUCUGUUUUUCAGAAAGAUUCUGUAAUGAAUUUUAUGUGUGGUGUAUACUUAUUUCUUGAGAAAGGAUUUUAACUUAUUGUGUUUAUUUUAUAGUUACAUAUGAUGAUAACCUGCUGUUAUUAAUCUUUUUCUAAAAAGUAAAAAAAAAAUAUGUAAGAACUUAAGGCCCCAUGCUCUGUAUUUGGGACCCAUCUGAGAUGCAUGCUAAGCUCCUUUUAUUUUAAGUUUUGCACUGCUCUUUCCUGGCAAUUUGUUUUAAUGGUUAUUGCAGAAUAUUAAGGUACAUGUCUCUGUUCUAAAUAACACUGCACUUUAUAAAAGAAUCAAAACAAGCAAACUGUUUUAUAAAGUGCACUGUUGAAAAUGUAUGUACUGUAUUUUUGCCAUUUUUGCCAUUAUCUACUUUAAAUCUGUCCUCCUUUAAAACAUCCCCCUUCUACUUUGUAUGCAGCAAGUAGAUGGGCAUAAUCAUUAGCCACUUGGGCAACGAUGUGAAGAAAACCUAAAGGGAAAUUCUAUUCAACACUGUGCUUAAUAUUCGUACACUGUGUUGUGCUACAGGGAGGCAUUUCCUCCUGUAGUCGGGUAUUAUGUACAUAAUAUUUUAGAAUCAUAACUAUAACUUGUUUUGAAAUUUUUCCGUUAAAUUUUAAAUCCAGAAACCAUAUUUUAUAAACUUAUACAGAGCACUUUUAUUGCUCACAAGUUCUGAAUUCAUACAGAAAACAAUUGCUAUAUGAUGAAGACAUUUUACGUGAAAGAUUGCUGCAUUUUAAAAUAUGGCUAAUUCAAUCCCUAUGCAAAAAAAAAAAAAAAAUGAAGUGAUGGGAUUUGUAUAUUUUCUUUUAAAGCCAUCACAUGAAAUGUCAGGACUGAGAAAAGUGAUCUUUGCUAUGUUUACAGGAAUCAUGCUUAAAAAGAUAAUGUCCGACAUGUUUAUUUUACAGUCUUUGUUAAUGACAACCUCUUGAGCAUUAGUUUGGAAUUUGGGCAUGAUAUUUAUUUAUUCCUUUCUUAGGAUAAUAGCAGCAUUAAUUUCAACCAGUUAUGAAUACUAAAAAUAUUGCACUCUAUGUAAUAGUAAUAGUAUAUUUAUUACUGAAUCAAUGUAUAUAUUAAUAGCACAGGCAUCAAAAUGGCAAAUAUUAAAAUAUUUUCAAAAUAUA